Saimiri boliviensis boliviensis (Bolivian squirrel monkey) is the source of this 3539-nucleotide messenger RNA. RefSeq names its product sorbin and SH3 domain containing 3 (gene SORBS3). Gene Ontology annotation, biological process: cell-substrate adhesion. Lineage: Eukaryota; Metazoa; Chordata; Mammalia; Primates; Cebidae. Gene Ontology annotation, molecular function: protein binding. Gene Ontology annotation, cellular component: nucleus; cell-substrate junction; cytoplasm. The record is from RefSeq and is a predicted model, not a curated record.
GCCGAGGGGCGGCGGGGCCUUCCCUGGUCUGCUCGGCCGCUCUGCCCGCGGGGCGCCCUCAUCUAGCUCCGGGUCUGUCCGCCUCUCCCGCCUCCCGCGGUUCCCCACUCCUGCCCUCUGUCCUGACUCCGCAGCGCGGCCGCUCGCUUCCCACACUCUGGAAAUAUCGCUGGAAACUCUGAGUGGCCCGCGUCGGCCCGCCCGACCCCUCCCCGACGCCAGCACCGCGGUGCGGGCCGGGAUGGCAGCUGGGAAACCAAAGCGGGCUCCCUGGGGACCCUCGGUGGCCCCUCCCGGCACCGCCUCCCCGCCGGCCCGGCCCCCUCGGCAGGGGGCCACCAGUGUCCCCGCGCCCCGACGGCCAGAGGGCACUCUCACGGCCCCUCCUCUCCAGCCCAGCCCCUGCUCGCAGUCCACAUCCGAGACCCAAACUCCGCCCGCCCUGCCGCGCUACUCUCCUGAUCCUGCCUCCCGCGCGCGCUCCUCUUCGGCCUCCCUCUUCCUCCUCGGGCGCCCGGCCUGGCCCGGCCAGUGCUGACCCGGUCACGAGGGCCGCGACGGCCCGCGCGUCUCCCUGCCCUUCCUCCUCGAGCGCCCGCGCCAGGCAGCAGCGGGGCAGGGAUGCUCCUGCGCUCCCAGGCGACGUCGGGCCCGGCCACCUGCUCUCCGGGGAAGAGGACACGCAGAGGAGCAGCUGGCUGGCCCGGGGUCCUCUGACCUUGACCCAAGCAUGCAGGGCCCACCCCGAAGCCUUCCCACUGGGCUCAGCUUGGACGACUUCAUCCCUGGCCACCUCCAGUCCCAUGUAGGGUCAUCCUCCCGGGGGACACGGGUGCCCGUGAUCCGGAAUGGUGGCUCCAACACCCUUAAUUUCCAGUUCCAUGACCCCGCGCCCAGGACUGUGUGCAAUGGCUGCUACAUGCCAGGACAAGAUGCUUCCCAGCACCCAGACCCUGCGUGGUAUCAGACCUGGCCAGGCCCUGGGACCAAGCCCUCUGGAAGCACAAAGACCCCUGCCCGCCAGCAAGCCCAGAACUGGUCAGCCACGUGGACCAAGGACAGCAAGCGCCGGGACAAGCGCUGGGUCAAGUACGAGGGAAUCGGGCCCGUGGAUGAGAGCGGCAUGCCCAUUGCCCCCCGAUCCAGCGUUGACAGCCCCAGAGACUGGUACCGGAGAAUGUUCCAGCAGAUUCACCGGAAAAUGUCAGACCUGCAGCUGGACUGGACCUUUGAGGAGCCGCCCAGAGUGGUUUCCUCGCGUACCUCCUCUGCAGACCCCAGGCAUCCAGGAGCCCAGCAAAGACCUGUCCCCAGGUCCGGCACGGCAGCACCUUCCAGCGGAAGGAGCUGGGACCACUCUGAAGAGUUACCUAGAAGCACCUUCAGCUACGGACCUGGAGCAUUCUCCACGGUGCUGCAGCCCCCAAAUCAGGUGCCCAGACGCCGAGAAAAAGUAGACAGUAUCUGGACGGAAGAGUCCUGGAACCAGUUUCUGCAAGAACUAGAGACUGGGCAGAGGCCCAAGAAACCACUGGUGGACGACCCUGGUGAGAAGCCCUCCCAGCCCAUUGAGGUGCUGCUGGAGAGAGAGCUGGCCAAGCUGAGCGCUGAGCUGGACAAGGACCUGCGGGCAAUCGAGACCCGACUGCCGUCCCCCAAGAGCUCGCCAGCGCCUCGACCAGCCCCAGAGCAGCGGCCCCCGGCCGGCCCGGCCUCAGCCUGGAGCCCCUGCUCCCCGCAUGCACCUUACCUGGGUUCCACCCGGUCCCUGAGCCCCCGCAGAAUGGCUGAUGGAGGAAGCCCCUUCUUAGGUCGGAGGGACUUUGUCUACCCUUCCUCAACCCGUGAACCUAGUGCCUCUGACGGAGGGGGCAGCCCAGCCAGGAGGGAAGAGAAGAAGAGGAAGGCCGCCAGGCUCAAGUAUGACUUCCAGGCGCAGUCCCCCAAGGAGCUGACUCUGCAGAAGGGUGACAUUGUCUACAUCCACAAAGAGGUGGACAGGAACUGGCUGGAGGGAGAGCACCAUGGCCGCCUGGGCAUCUUCCCUGCUAAUUAUGUGGAGGUGCUGCCCGCAGAUGAGAUCCCCAAGCCCAUCAAGCCCCCAACCUACCAGGUGCUGGAGUAUGGAGAGGCCGUGGCCCAGUAUACCUUCAAGGGGGACCUGGAGGUGGAGCUGUCCUUCCGCAAGGGAGAGCACAUCUGCCUGGUCCGCAAGGUGAACGAGAACUGGUACGAAGGCCGCAUCGCGGGCACGGGGCGCCAGGGCAUAUUCCCCGCCAGCUACGUGCAGGUGUCUCGCGAACCCCGGCUCCGGCUCUGUGAUGAUGGCCACCAGCUCCCCGCGUCUCCCCGUCUGACCGCUGCUGCCCGUUCGGCCCGUCAACCCAGCUCCCCCUCAGCACUGCGCAACCUAGCUGACCCCACCGACUGGGGGGGGUUGACCUCCCCCCGCCGCACUGGCUUCUCCUUCCCCACCCAGGAUCCCAGACCACAGACCCAGCCCCAGAAUCUUGGCACCCCUGGGUCAGCUCUGUCCCAGCCUCGAGGUCCCAGCCAUCCCCUGGACCUGGGAACCUCCUCCCCUAACACUUCUCAGAUACACUGGACUCCGUACCGGGCGAUGUACCAGUACAGGCCCCAGAACGAAGACGAGCUGGAGCUGCGCGAGGGGGACAGGGUGGACGUCAUGCAGCAGUGUGACGACGGCUGGUUUGUGGGUGUCUCCCGGAGGACCCAGAAAUUUGGAACGUUCCCUGGAAAUUACGUUGCCCCCGUGUGAGUGGUCUCCAUGGCAACUUGGAGCCAACCAGGACGGGGUGGGGAGCCGUAGCACUCGUGGGAGGGAGAGAACCCCCCACAUCCUCCUUCCCCAGGACCUGAGCUCCUGGCAUCUGCAGAUGAUCCCUGCAGCUUUUCCCGCGGACCCCCCUCGAAGCCCCCUGGACUGAUUCCCACCCACGACUCACAGGCAUUCCUCCUACAGCCCUUUCAUUUCCUCCCCACCCUACUCCCCAAAUACAGAGGUCUGCUUUGAAGUGGAGACCAUUUCCAGGCCUUAUUGAGACCAGACCCCAAGCCCCCAACCCCCAUCCUGCUCCAGCGUUUCCUUUAACAGGGACCAGCUCCCCGCUUCGCCCCCACGGGGUUCCUCUAACCAGGACCAGCUUCCUAGCCUCCUAGAGACCAAAGGCCACCCCCACCUUCUGGGGUUCCUCCCACACACCCCAGCUUGCCGGCUGCCCUCUGCCUUCUGGCCUCCAGCUGCCGCCAGGAGUGGAGCAAGGCGAGACACUGUCCCAGCACCUUCUUAGCAAUCCAGGCCUGGCAAGAGCUCUGGCCCCAAGGCCACCUCUUCCCACGGGCUGCCAAGUCCUGGGCCUGGGCCUGGCAUAUCUCCCUGCACUGUGGGGCCAGGCACCACUGGCCUGGCUCAGAUGUUCCUCAGGGAGACUGCUGUGUGCUGCCCACUGCCUACCAGCUCUCCCCCAGUGCCAAGUCCCCUCUGGAAGAGAAUGUCAAAUAAACCUGCAUACCAGGGA